Messenger RNA from Lycium barbarum (goji berry), 2190 nucleotides. RefSeq lists its product as uncharacterized. The coding region runs from base 1 to 2190 and encodes 729 amino acids. Lineage: Eukaryota; Viridiplantae; Streptophyta; Magnoliopsida; Solanales; Solanaceae. The record is from RefSeq and is a predicted model, not a curated record. The transcript is spliced from 5 exons.
AUGAGAUGGCACCAUGAGCAUACACAAGAGGAUGGGGUAAUGCGUCAUCCAUCAAACUCUGAGGCUUGGAAGAACUUCAAUGAAACUCAUUCUUUUUUUGCUGCUGAACCAAGGAAUGUAAGGUUGGGGUUAUGUACUGAUGGUUUCCAACCGUUUAGUCAAUCUGGGAGGAAAUACUCUUCGUGGCCAGUGAUUGUCACCCCAUACAAUUUGCCUCCAGGAAUGUGUAUGAAAAAGGCAUAUAUGUUCCUAACUGUCAUUGUUCCUGGGCCAAACAAUCCCAAACAUAAAAUUGAUGUUUAUCUGCAACCUCUAAUAAAGGAAUUGACUUUGUUGUGGGAGACAGGUGUAGAAGCAUUUGACAUCUCGAAAAAGCAAAACUUUCAACUGAGGGCAUCUUUGAUGUGGACAAUCAGUGACUUCCCAGCAUAUUCUAUGUUAUCAGGAUGGAGUACGGCGGGCAAGUUAGCAUGUCCUUAUUGUAUGGAGGAAACACAAUCCUUUAGAUUACAACAUGGCAGGAAAACAUCUUGGUUUGAUAGUCACAGAAUGUUCCUUGACCAACAUCAUCCUUCUAGGAGAGAUCGUAAAAACUUUCUCAAAGGUAAGACUGUCAAAAGACUAUCACCACUCUAUAGAAUAGGAGAGGAAAUUUUGAACCAAAUUUGUGACUUGGGGAUAAGGAAAGUAACAGAGUUAGAUGCACAGGAAGUUAAUCAGAGAAUAUUUCUUAAUAUUGAUAACAAAACCAAAGACAAUCUACAAUCACGUCAAGAUAUGGUAAAUUACUGUGAUCGACCACAGUUGGCAAAGGACACUAGUGGAAAAUAUCCAAAAGCUAUAUAUACAAUAGAUAAGGAAGAAAGAGCUAUCUUGUUCAAUUGGGUGAAGGGUUUGAAGUUUCCAGAUGGGUAUGUUUCGAAUUUGGGUAGAUGUCUAGACACAAACGCGAAAAGAUUAUUUGGCAUGAAAAGUCAUGAUUGCCAUGUGUUCAUGCAACGACUAAUGCCUAUUGCUUUUCGUGAACUGCUUCCCAGUAAUGUGUGGCAAGCACUUACAGAAUUGAGCUUAUUUUUUAAAGAUCUUACUUCGACCACUCUACGAGUGGAUGACAUGGAAAGAUUAGAGGCAGACAUCCCGCAAAUCUUGUGUAAGUUAGAACGUAUAUUUCCCCCUGGGUUCUUUGACUCAAUGGAACAUCUGUCUGUGCACCUGCCAUAUGAAGCAAAGAUUGCUGGACCUAUACAAUAUCGAUGGAUGUAUCCUUUUGAAAGGUACCUCGGAACUCUUAAAAGAAUGAUUGGGAAUAAAGCUAGUGUUGAGGGUUCCAUUUGUGAAGCAUACUUGAUGAAGGAGUCAACACAUUUGUUUUCUCAUUAUUUUGAACCUCAUGUCAUGACACGUAAUCACGAUGUGGACCGUAAUGAUGAUGGUGGUACUGUAGAAGAUCUUGAAGGAAAUUUAUCAAUAUUCACCCAUCCCGGUCGACUAUGGGGAGAAGCAAAAAAGAGGAAUUUAUCCCUUGAAGAAAUCAAGGCUGCCCAAACUUACAUUUUACUAAAUUGUAAAGAGGUUGAACCUAUGUACGUGCAACGUCUGCAAGGAGAAUUCCCGAAUCUAUCUCAAGGUCAAAUAGAUGAGAGCCUUGAAGCAUAUUUCUCUAUAUGGUUCAAGGAAUAUGUCCGCUGCAACCAUAUUGAGAAUAAAUUCUUGCGUAGUCUUGCUCAUGGACCACUAAUAGGCGCUACAUGUCAUUCUGUGUAUUUUACUAAUGGAUACAAAUUUCACACAGACAAUCAUGGUAGCGCAAGAUCAACAAUGAAUAGUGGAGUUUGUAUCUCGGAUCCAAAUUUUGGUGAUUACUAUGGACGGAUAAAAGAGAUUAUACAAGUGGAAUUUCGUGAAGAUCCUUUAAAUCAAACUAUGUUAUUCAACUGUGAAUGGUUUGAUCCAACUAUGGAUGUUGGUGUUAAAAAUCAUAAUCAGUACAAAUUGGUUGAUGUUAAUUAUCGUCGCCGAUAUAAAAAAUAUGAACCUUUUAUUCUUGCGAUGCAAGCAACUCAAGUGUGUUAUGUGUCGUAUCCUAGCAAGAAAAAGGAUAAGGAUGAUUGGGCAGCUGUGUUGAAGGUCAAACCUCGGAAUGUUGUUGAAUUAUCCGAUGAGAAAGUAAUGGUGACAGCUCCAGAUUGA